Messenger RNA from Bactrocera neohumeralis, 2735 nucleotides. It is a transcript of the gene nxf2, whose product is annotated as nuclear RNA export factor 2. NCBI's taxonomy places the organism in Eukaryota, Metazoa, Arthropoda, Insecta, Diptera, Tephritidae. The transcript has 13 exons. Gene Ontology annotation, molecular function: protein binding; RNA binding. The record is from RefSeq and is a predicted model, not a curated record. Gene Ontology annotation, cellular component: nucleus. Gene Ontology annotation, biological process: poly(A)+ mRNA export from nucleus. Bases 101 to 2644 code for a protein of 847 amino acids.
CAUUCCUACGAAACCAACAAGUGUCAAAGGAAUCACUGAAUUGUUUAUAUCAAAUAUUAAUUUGCCGGUUGUUUGAACGUCUAAUAUUUAUAGAUAAGAAAUGGCUAUUUCUCGACCGGAUGAGGUCUAUCAGUUUUCUAAUAAUCUGCCUAUUGAGGUUUCUUAUAAAAAUACCACAACAUACUCGCGCUGCAAUACUUAUGAUCCUAGAGUUAUUGCACAAGGAAAUGCUUGGCAUCAAAUUGUGGUUCAGCACAAUGGGAAAUUCGGUGGACGGGAUGGCAUGCCAGAAAUCUUGCAAGUAAUCUUUGAAGCUGUAGAAGGAGAAGAGCUGUUUCCUGUUGCAUAUCGGCGCGGUGUAAAAAAUGAUCGUUUUCUCGUGCGGAAUUGUAAAGCGGCAAUAAAUAAACUGUUUGAACAUAACCUUCGCGUUCAGCUUUCUGAUGCCUCUUUUGUACACCUGCAAAUAAAUUUUAAUGUAGGUGAUUAUAAGUUCGGACAAAUAUCACCACACGCUAAGCUUGGGGAAGCACUCAACCGACUUUAUACUUGUAUGGAGCGCGUAAAUGGUGUGGAUGGUAUAUUAAAUUUAUGCCGAUUUAAUACCCAAAUGGAAUUUUGUGAUCUAGCAGUGAAUUUGGGUAAUCGUGCUGUCUUUGAGACUAUUUGUAAUUUAAUCUAUCGCAAUGAAGACAAAUUUCGCUUAGUGAAUGGGUUGAUCCUAAGCGAUAACGGUAUCACAACUGUAACACCUCUGAAACUUUUUGCUGGUGCUGAAUUUGUGGUUUUGGAUUUAAGUAAAAACAAGAUUACUUCGACAUCUCGUUUAUGCCGCGAUUUAAGCGAAGUGAAAGCAGACGAAUUAUUGCUCGCUGGUAACCCGAUCACAACUGGCAACAAUUAUCCAGAGUGUCUACGACCUAUACAAAAAAACUUUAAAUUAAUUGAUGGUAUACCGGUCGAGAAUUUAUCGAAACUCUACUCGCCUUUAGACUACGAAGUAGACAUCGACAGGAAUGGGCAUCGAGUAGAUCUAAACAAUAAGAAGGAUAUUCUCAAGUUCCAACAAAGUAAUGAUUGGCAUGCUAUUGUGAUACCUGAUUCGGGACAAGAAUUUACCAAACAUGAAAUUAUGGACUAUUUUUUUAUUACUGUUUCACAAAAGCUAUCUGAGGUAUAUCCUUGUUAUUAUAAGUUUUCGGCUGGUGAACAUCAAUUUCUGGUGCGCCAAUGCUUUGAUCAGCUCUAUCACUUGGUUGAUAUUUGUAAAAUGGAAAUAAAUGUUCCACGCUUAACUACUAUUGUAGAUAAAUAUUCGGCGCUCUCGGAAAUUCAAAUAGACAAAACUUUAAAAUACUAUAUGCUUAUGAAUGUUAGACCGUUCAUACAAGGACAAAUAGAGCCCAUGGAAUGUAUUGAUAAAGCCCUCACACGUCGUUAUAACGGUAUAAAUAGGCAGUUAAAUUUGGAUAACUUUGAAAGCGUCGAAGGUUUGGAAAAUAUUGUCAUCAAUUUAAGUUCGCCAAAAAUUUUGAGGCGAGUUCUAACGCAGGCAUCUCGAAAACUUCUUACCAGUUGUGUGGAACUUCGUUUGACACACAAUAAAAUAACUAAUGCUAAUGUGUCAAAAGUUUUAAAUAUAAUGAGUAAUUUAAAAGCUAUAGAUUUAGGGAACAACUGGAUCGUGGAUUUGGAGGACGUUAAGAAGCUUUCUGCGCUUGGCUUGAAAACCUUACGUCUAGACGGUAAUCCUUUGUGCACCAAAUAUUCAUCCGCUGGUGAAUAUGUAAAAGCUGUUAGAAGACUCUUUCCGGAGCUGACAAAACUGGAUAACAUUGAAAUAAAAAAUAAAGGUUACUUAAGCUCUCAGAAGAACUUCUUGUGCGAUGUAAGAGGCUAUGAUUUUGUUAAUGAAUUUGUACCACGGUUUUUCAAGUGUUUUGAUUCCCAUAAUCGUUCAAGUUUGAAGGAAUUAUAUCAUCGGAACGCAAUUUUCACCUUUUCAUUUAAUUAUAUCGUUGGUCAAAUGACUUCGCAAAAUUUUAAACGCAUAUCCAAAUAUCGUGAAAAUUGUAGAAACAUACUAAAAAUUUCAGAUCUUUCCCGAGCACACACUAGUAUAUAUCUAGGUGCUAAUCAUAUCAUGGAAGUGUUUUUUCAGCUACCCAGCACGCGGCAUGAUUUGUUGACCUUCAAUACAGAUACAAUGAUUUACAACGAAAACAUGAUAACAUUAACAAUCAAUGGAGUAUUUUAUGAUCAAGCUCCCAGUGUUAUGGACACCGACAUAUUGAUGUCUUUUACUCGAACAUUUGUUCUUAUGCCUGUGGAAACGAAACUUGGUUUUCUCAACAAAGCUAUCAAGUAUCAAAUUGUCAAUGAACAAUUAAGUAUAUACAAUCCCACAAGUCAACAGGUUAAAAAUACCUUCAAAUAUUUUAAGAGUGAAUGUCAAGAUGACAACGAUGAUGUGACAGUAUCAGAUAAGGAAGCUCUCUUAAUAAUGUUCCAAGAAGUAACAAAACUCAAACCUCUGUGGUGUACUCGCUUCUUGGAAGAUGCCAAAUGGAAUUUUAAAAAAUCUUUACUGAUUUUUUUAAGUUUUUGUGACAAUAAGAAAAUACCAGAGACUGCUUUUAAUUAGAGUAUACAUAUUGGUCCAAUUUCUUUAAACUUAAGUAUAGAAUUGUGUACCUUAAUUCAAAUAAAACAUGAAGCAACCGAGAUGACAUAAA